AUGGCCAUCGAAGUAACGCGGAUGACAGAAGCCGACAUCGACGGCGCAAUUGACACUAUACAGCAAGCCUUUGCGGAUGACCCCUACAGCAAGUGGAUAUACAAUGAUCGCUCCAAGUUCAACCCGACCCGCAACCGCGCCUCCCUCCGCCUCCGCUGCAACUGGGGCAUGACCCACGGCCUGUUUCACGUCGCCAAAGACCCCUCGUCUAGCACUCCCCACCGAGUUCUCGGCACCGCGAUGUGGCUCCCACCGCACCCGCCCUCGGAGCCGCAGUCCUGGCCCCUUUACCUCAGCACCUGGACGCUGUGGCUAAACCAGAUCUUCAUGAACCUGACAUACGGCCGCGGCGGACUCAACGUAAAACGGUACUACAUCUGGAAAGCCGCACAGGCGGAGGCGCAAGGCGAGCUAUGGACGAGUGAAAGGGGGUACUAUUUUUGCAACAUCGUGACUGUGCUGCCCGAGGCGCAGGGGCGGGGUGUUGGACGCGCGUUGAUGGAGACGGUGCUCGAGAUGGCGGAUAGGGAGGGCAGGUGGUGCUAUUUGGAGAGCUCGAGAAGGGUGCCGAAUGUGGCUAUAUAUGAGAAGUUUGGGUUCAGGCUCGUUAAGGAGAUGUUGUGUGAUGAUGAGGGUGAUGCGAUACACUUGUAUUGUAUGAUGAGGGAGCCUAGGGCGGAGCAGGCGGAUGAGGGGGCGCUGCAGAAGGCGGAUCCGGUGGAUGUGGAGGGGGCGUAG
Molecule: messenger RNA, 738 nt
Organism: Coniosporium apollinis CBS 100218
Lineage: Eukaryota; Fungi; Ascomycota; Dothideomycetes
Exons: 2
Coding region: 1-738 (245 amino acids)
Molecular function (GO): acyltransferase activity, transferring groups other than amino-acyl groups
Source: RefSeq, a predicted model, not a curated record